Molecule: messenger RNA, 928 nt
Organism: Drosophila guanche
Lineage: Eukaryota; Metazoa; Arthropoda; Insecta; Diptera; Drosophilidae
Gene: Corp
Exons: 2
Coding region: 107-751 (214 amino acids)
Source: RefSeq, a predicted model, not a curated record
AUGCAUUUAUUUGGCAACCGUUCCAGCGAUCGCACACACGACAAAAAGAGUGUGGAAAAAGAAGAAGGAAUAAUUUGUCGCUGUUCAACAAAAUAAUUUAAUCAACAUGUCGGAUAUUAAGUGCUGCCUGAAGAUCUGCUUCCAGGGCGAGACGAGCUUCAUCAUCUGCGAGGCGGGCAAUAGCUACGAGGAGAUCAUAGUCCAAGCCAUGGCCCGCUUUAGCAUUCCGGAGACACAAAAGGAAGCCCUGCUGCUGACCAAUGGCAAGGGCUACAUCUUUGAGGCGCAACUCUUGGAAUACUUUCUGCUGCUCUUCCCCUGCCCGGAGAUCACUUUCCAUUUGCGACUGAGCUGGCAGAAGUUGCGCCGAGGCCUGAACAGCCUGAACCCAGCCAUAAAGCGGAAGCGUCACACAGAACCGGCGACGAAGCUGGAGCAGGCACAAGCGAAUGCUACCGCCUACCAGCCGGAGGAAUACACGCCAGUGGCUGUCUAUCGGCAGAACUGUUUUCUCGGCUCAUUGCCCAGAUCCAGCUCCGAGGCGGCUCCAGUGCGUCGUCAGAAUUGCUUCCUAAGAGAACAGCAGCCACUGCAGCAGCAGCAGCAACAGCAGCAACUGCAGCGGGAGGCGGAGAUCAGUGCUAGACAGGAGGAGCCACAGGCCAAGCGGCUCCGUCUGGACGUAUGUGUCAAGCCCAAGCGAAGUGCAUCUAUUGCGCCGCUGCCUGCCAUGCGCUCCAUACGCAUUUAGCCUGGAAGCCACCCAAAAAACAUCGUUGUACAUAGCCUCCCUCACAGUAUAUACAUAAAUACAUACAUAAUUACAUAACUAUACGAUAUACUCAUGGUAACUGUAAGCAUUAAGGUUGAACCGCUGUUAUUUUGAAACCAAAACUAAACCCAAAUAAAUGUAUACAAAUUAAUUACU